AUUAAUAUUGGGGACUGGGUGUGUUGAUUUCUCGGUUCGUUCCGUCAUUGACUGUGCCGCCGCCGUCGUCGCUGCGUUCACGAUUUGUGUUAUUGUUGCUCUGGGGGUGAGAUCAUACACCUUUUUCUGUCUACAGAACAUUUUGGACCACACCACAGGACAUAUCAGAAGAAGAGUGUCUGUCAGGGUCUGCAGUCAAGUUCUGAGGUCCAUCUGUGUGCACAGCCUGUGCAUUCUUCACCUAAUGUUGGAAUUGGAUUAAGUGUGCGAAGCUGUCGUCUGCGGUCUUCAUAUAUUGGGAUUCGAAUUAAAAUACCAUUUAAGGUAAUACAACCCGGUGACCUAGCUCGUUGGCCUAAAUUGACAACGCGAGUGCGAUCUGCUGCACCUCAGGAGGCGCUGCUGGAAAGUGGUGUCCUAGUUUCGGAUGAAGUGCAAGCUUGCAAUAUUGGUGCUAUUCAGUGAUAUAUUUCAGGAAGCAAAUUAACCAUUGAGAAUAUACAUAUGUGCAAAUGUGAAUUGCUGUGCUUCGCGUUUUCUACCACCGAACGACUGCUUAAUAGAGAUAUAUGAUUUUCAUUAUUUGCUCCGCCUGUCUGUGUUUGCAUCGGCUUUUGCGUUCAUGGUAUUCUUGCCUGCUCGUGCGGAUGGUAUUCUAAUUUUGGUGCUAAAGUGAAGAGUUCAGUCAGUCAUCUCUGUGCAUAGUAGGCCAAAAGUGGAAUUGCUUCACAGUCAUAAAUUCACAUGAAUAUUCAGUCGUAUUUUAGAAUAAGUGAAAAUCCAAGCAGGCUUUGAGUGAGAAAAGUUGGGGCUCCUCUGAAGAGAGUUGGGCGAAGCAAAAAAGAAGUUUGAACGAAAAAAAGGAAAGUGUAGAAUUUUAUUUUUGGAAAUCGUCAUUAGUGUACAGUUGAAUACUGUGUGUGUCGCAUAUGUGUGUGGUAUCAGCCAACUCAGUUCGAAGCGUGUAUUAAAAAUACCACAGCUUGCCAUGGCACACAGUGCAUGCCAUAGGCGACGAUUCAAAGUGUGAAGCGCGAGAAAGUCUCGUUACUUUGAGGAAACGUGAAAAGAGCCAACCCGAAGAAUAGCAGCAGCAUCAGCAGUAGAAGAUUUGUGUGAAAAUUCGUCAAGAGAUUUUAUGUAAUACGAUAGCGCUCGUGGAUAAAACGCACAGUAACAAGGUUCAAAUUGUUAACGGAUAAUAGCAUUCUACUCUAUGGUCGUGUAGAUUCUGAUCGAGUUAUAGGGCAAAAGUGUACUUUAUUCAACAUUAGUGCAUACGAACGACGGCGGCGAAAUUUGCACACCACUGGAAUCAAAAACGGCUUUGCUGUUGCAUGAUUCACAGAUCACCCGGAACAAGACUACAGCCAUACACAAAGCAUGUAAAAAUUAAGGAAUUAAUUACGACUGUGAAGGAGUUGGCUUUAAUUACAUUGGAUAAUCGAUCAGAGUGAGUUAAGCAAAACACCAAGCGGACCAAACCAAUCCAUCAUUCAGCGUGUUGUGUCGCCUAGCGCAACCGAGAGACCCCGAAUAGCCAGAACCGCACACACAGCGACGCAAAAAUGGUGAUAGGAGAAUCCACCAACAAUAAUGGGGAGGCUGUGCCUCCCCCACAGCAAUUUGCUCCCCAGAAGGCUACCAUUGAGAACAUAAUGAGUGGAAUUGAAAAUACCGGUACCGUGAAAAUGAAUAAUCACAGGAAAAAACUGAGACAACGAUUUGAUAUAAUCAAAAAGCUCGGCCAGGGCACGUACGGCAAGGUGCAAUUAGGUAUUAAUAAGGAAACCGGUCAGGAGGUCGCCAUCAAAACCAUCAAGAAGAGCAAAAUCGAAACCGAAGCGGACCUCAUUCGGAUACGAAGGGAAGUGCAAAUCAUGAGCUCAGUGCAGCACCCCAACAUUAUACACAUCUACGAAGUGUUCGAGAACCGUGAAAAGAUGGUCCUAGUCAUGGAAUUUGCUGCCGGCGGCGAGCUGUACGACUACCUUUCGGAGCGAAAAGUGCUCUCCGAGGAGGAAGCUCGACGAAUCUUCCGGCAAGUCGCGACCGCCAUCUACUACUGUCAUAAGCACAAAAUCUGUCAUCGUGAUCUUAAGUUAGAAAAUAUACUGCUGGACGAGAACGGCCACGCCAAAAUUGCCGACUUUGGCCUCUCCAACGUAUUUGAUGAGCAAAGACUGCUGGCAACGUUCUGCGGGUCUCCGCUGUACGCAUCGCCGGAAAUUGUUAAAGGUACACCCUAUCUGGGGCCAGAAGUGGAUUGUUGGUCCCUGGGUGUGUUGUUGUAUACUCUAGUCUACGGUGCAAUGCCAUUUGAUGGUGCCAACUUUAAAAGGCUUGUGAAGCAAAUUAGUCAAGGUGAUUACUUCGAACCGAAGAAGCCAUCCAGGGCGUCUCCGCUUAUCCGGGAAAUGUUAACUGUUUGUCCUCAACGGAGAGCGAAUAUAGAGCAAAUUUGUAACCAUUGGUGGGUGAACGAGGGCUACGAAGGUUCCUGUCUAGAUCUAGCGGAAGAACUGGCAAACCAAACUCCAGUACGGCUGGAUGUUUUACUAUCGUUAGCUCCCCCAUCCGUAACUUCUGACCAGGUGGUGGUGGGGAGCGGUCAGGACGAAAACAAGCCAAAGGAAAGAAUACAACGAAGUCAUUCGGUUGGGUCCAUUAUCGACAUGGGUGCCACUGAAGCUGAACGACGAAUAUUGGACAUGGUGGCUGCUGGUGGCGAAGCCGCACUCAUGCCUUCGCCAACGCGCACCAUCACACCCUCAGAAAGCAGUCCUGCGCAGCCCAAACGGAAACUGGAACCAACGGUAUCCACAGAAAACGCCACCGGAGCCGUGAAGAAAAAAGAAAAGGCUUCUGACAGACUCAAACCAGACAAAUCUCAACCUGUGAUCCCCGAAGAUAUGGACUUUGAACAGUCGCCCUCGCCUCGUCCAAGCUCAACCUCUGAAAUGGAAGCCCUCAAAUCUGACGUGGAGUCGAUUGAACAAGAGUCUAUUCCCAGCACGCCAAUUGCAGCUCAAGAUGUUCUAGAAGAUUUACAAAAUCUUGAAAACAUGUGUGAUGAAUUGCUGCAAGAAACUGCCACUCCACCUGCUACCAAAGCCACAACUCCCGAGGAUGGUACCUUGACCAUUAAUGAAGCACAACCUGUUACCCCACCGACGCCAAAGGUCGAAUCGCCUCCCAAAACAGUCUCAGGCGUUAAAGCUAGACUGGAAAAACUCGAAAAGGCUGAUAAACAACCUGGAAAGGUUCCGUAUAAGAAAGUAUUCAAUAAACACAAAACUGUUGAUCUUAGCUCUGCUAUCAAUCAAGUAUCGAAACAGGAUCAGGAAUUUGCACAAGUCAAAUCGGCUUCCAACUUAGAACGGAAAAAUAGUCUUCCAGAAGAAAAUCUCACCAAGCCGGCUGAGCGACGAAAGUCCCGCAUUUUGGAAACCGCGGAAAAGUUCCAAAACAUGAACAAUCAAAACAACGACAAGUUCAAAAAGUUCUCUCUUCCCGGAAUACCGACGGUCGGAAACUACAAGAAGGAAUUUGAACGCAAGGCUUCCAUGAACAACUCGAGUGCAGCAUUAAGGCCGUCACCAUACGAGAUGACAAGAAAGAUGGAAUCGGACUACAAUUCUCCAGAUCAGAGCUGCCAAAGCAGCGGAGCGGACCUUCACACUCCUCUGUCGCCUAGUGACGAAAAGAUCGGCAGUCGUGAUGCUAAGCUGGAUUCAGAGGAAAUCAAGGAAAGCGACUCCAAGAGCUCCGUCAGCAGCUUCUCGCUUGAAGAAGCCAGACGAUCGAUGGAGAAUUCGAUCGCGCUUCUCAACAAAGUACGUCCAGAGGCCAGUCCGGUUGAUCAACUUUGCGCCAAGACCGAAACGGUUUCCAUGUCCGAUGACAACGAGAGGGAACGUAAGUUGAAGAAUGCGCGGGAGAUUAUCGGGAAUGCGAUUCCGAUUGGGCGAUUGCGGAAGCCUCCAGUGUACGGUGCCAAUGGGCGCUCGGCUACGGGCGGAAUCACUCUCACCAAUUCGCAAUCCAGCAAGCAGUUCCGGUUCGGACCCGACGUUCCCGAGCCCAAGUUCGACACUAUGUCAGUGCCUAGAAAAGUAUCAGUCGGAAGCAUUUCUACCGCACCGACGGAUGAAACUAAAACAUCACAUGCCGAAAUCACGCUCAAAUCAGCAACGCUACCGAGGAGGAAAAUCGGUAAAGUCGACGUGCAUGGCGAAACGCAAACGAAGGCUGAAUCGGCGGCACCGGCAGCACAGCCAUCGUCGAUGCGGUUCUCCACCGAGAUGCAGCAUCAAAUGCCGGACCUUCGCAGUGCGCCGAUUCGAGAGCAUCCGAUUUCCUUCACUGUACAUCAACGUGCCAACAGCCUUGAACCACAGGUCAAGGAACACACCAUCCCUAUUCAGAAGCCACCCACCUACCAGCGGACGUCGUCGAAUGCAUUCGGUCCGUCGGCGCGAGGCUCCCUCUCUCGUCAGUCUACCAACGAGUCGAAUGAUUCGGACCCGACUGCAUCCCAGAGCCAAAUUCCUCCCCUGCCCAGUAGCAGCAGUAUGGCAAGCAGUGGUGCCACCAUGCCCAUCAAGAAGAGCCCACGUGAGUUUAUUAUUCCGAUUGCAGUGGAAGGCGGCGGAUUUGUCACACCCCGUGCCAACAGUUUGGAGCCGUCGGAGUCGAGCACGACGACCACAUCCACCGGAUUUGGUUCAAAGGCACGUUUGGGACGUCCACGCAAGAUAAGUUCCCUUCUCAGCGAAAAGGAUCCUGAGGAAGAAUCAUCGUUCUCGAGACUCAAUCGGCAUACAUCGCUGGGCCGAGAGAGUGACUCCGAAGAGCCGCGUUUCCACACAAUGCACAGGCUAAGGAGUUCACGUCCAUCCCAGCGAGGCACGGUGGAACCGAACGAUUCGGCUAGUUCCGGAGAGGAAGACGACGACGAUGGUUUCGAAAUAUUGACGGCCGAAAAUCUUUUCUCCACGCUGCUGUCCAGGGUUCGUGCACUCACCAAUCGGCUCAACGUCAACGAACCGAACUCUUCCGGGUUUCCUUCGUCUCGCUUCAUGAGCGGCCUGAGACAAACACAGCCCUCAUUCUGGCACCAUCAUGAUCCAUUUUCUAGCCCGCACUAUGCAUACUCAUACAGGAAUGAAACCAUCGAGACGAAGGAGGUCCGACUGAAUGGAGGAAAUUCCAACGCCUGGCGGCACAGCAUGUCCCGUGAUCUCAGCUCGGACAUCGAUUCCAUGUUUUCGCGCUCGGGCGCCACACUUCCUAGAGGGGCUAAAUACAGAUCACAAUUCAAUAAUAACAACAAUUUUGAUGUAGCUCAUAACAAAUCCGAUGGUGUGAGUCGCAAUAACAAUAGCAACAAUAAUAAUCUGUCAUCCACAAUGUCAUCGUCCUAUAGAAACGGUAGCAGCAGUAGAACAGAAGCAUAUCAGACUAGUUACGGAAGCAGUAGCAAUAGCAAUAGUAAUAUGAUUAACAAUAACUGUUCUAACCAUGAUAGCCAAAGCAAUACCGAAGAUCUGUACGAAAAUGGCGAAGAAGUACUAGAUUUGGGCGACCUAGACUUGUCGCAGUUGCGAUUGUCGAAGAAAGACCUAGAGGCACUUUCCAGUAUCACACCGUCGCUGUCGCAACGUGUACAGGAGCAACUUCUAGCCCAGCUUCCUCCCCAACAAGCCAAAAAGCUUUCCAGAACUUUGUCGAUGCAAAACGGAAACAGUAUAUCCAAUCCCUAUUCAACAACAACCAAAUUAUACAAACGUAGCUCAAGCAGUAGUGCGGGUCGCACUGCAGAUGAUUCUAGAGACAGUAUUACACCUACUAACGAUAUGUUCGAUAAUGAUGCGUACCUCCAGAAACGAUCGUCGAAGAAACUAGACAGGAGCUCACGCAGUUCCAGCAACUCGCGGGAUAUCGUAUCACCCCCUCCACUCCCGCCACCUAAUUUCAAUGACGAUUAUGGAACAUCUUCAUCAUCUCGUUUUCCCUACGCAAACGAGAAUCAUGAACGAUUCCGAUCAUACGAGAAGUACACACCCUACCUAACGACCUCCCACAACGAUUCAGAACACGAACGAAGCAAAUCGCUUGAAUACGACAAGAAGUUCAGUUGCUAUGAAUCGCUUCCUCCACGCACAUCUUGCCUUAGCCCGACAAACGAAAGCUACGGCCGACCGCCGAGCGGUUGCAUCUCUCCCCCACCCAUAUCCACGUCAUCCGGAUAUUCCAGCCAACGUUCCACCAGACGAAUCUCCAGAUUCCUGCGUCCGGACUUUUUUGAUCCACCAAAAGAAUCCAGCGACCAGGAGAAACAGAAGAGAGAACAAGAAACCCAGAGCAUUUUGAGGGAAAUACGAGAAAAGAGUCGCGAGAGAAGUGUAGAUCGUACCUUCAGUGCAGACUACACGAAUAAGAGUUCCGAUCGUUUGAACUACUUCAUUCAGAAGUAUCAGAAGGACUAUAGCGCAGAGAAUAGUAAUCUAUACAGGUAUAAUAGUAGCGAACGAAACGAAAUGAUAGAUCCACCCAGAGACAGUCAUGAACAACGAAAUCGAAGAAGUGUAUCCAGGCCGAGAGAUGUAAUAGAUUCGAACAUUGCCGUACUAGAUAAGAUCACAGCGAACAGUACAUUCGCAGACAAAAUACUUGACGAACUUCAAAACUUGGCCGCAUCGCAGAGUGUUAAAAUUGUAGCUGAGGAAGCGGCACCAAGGAAAAGCAAAAGCAAGGAACUAAUUCCGGACAAUGUUAUAGCAGAAGUGAUCAAGAGAGUAACCCCUGAACGAAGUUCAACUACCAAUUGUCUUGAGUGUAGUAGCAGCGUUCCGAAACAUUCAGAAGAAGCCAGUUCUACGAGUAACAACAAUAUAGCUGCUGACGAGCCACUUACUGAGCCGAUUGCCACCACAAAAGUUGUUAAGGUGAAGAAGAUCAAAAUGAAACCUAAGCUGGACGCCGACGGCAAUCCAGUAACCGUAACCGUACGGAGAGUUAAAAAGGUGGUUAAGUCUAGUGCAGAAGCCACCCCUGCGGUAACUCCCGUUGAAGAUACUCGCGAAGAUGACAAGAGCUUAAGCGAGAAGCCACGUAUCGUGAAGAAAGAAUCCAAAUUGGUAAGGCCGAAGUCUUACCCAUCGAAAGAUCCGGAACCGCUGAAGUUGGCAAAACCAAUCACAAGCGAACCUGUCACAACUCCACUAAAUGAAUCCGAACCUUCAUCCUGUAGCACUCCAUCCAACGCCACGACAAGCGCAACACCGGUUAGCAAGAUAAUUCGACCGAAGAGUUUCCCAGCCUCGAAGUUGACCCCACCUAAGGAUCUGAAGAUUGUCAAAAGUUUGGCCGAAGCUCAGCCACUAAACGUGAUUUCGGAAAAUCUGGAAAACAAAAAAUCCGCAUCUUCACAAGCAGUAACUAAGGAGAAAACACCUCCAAAACCAUCAACUGUCAACGGAUCAACUGCAAAUGAAACCCCAUUGACCCCAGCAGCAACCCCAGGAACAACCAAGAAAGUACGUAAGGUCAUACGAAUUGUAAAGAAAACUACCACAUCGAAAAGUGAUUCGUCCACAAAAAGUAGUAGUGACGAGAAAACAGUUAAAGAAUCGACCGUAUCCAAAGUAAUUGGUGAAGUUAAAGAAGUGAAGGAAGUGAAAGAAAAACGUGUUGAAAUAGUUACCCCAGAGCCAAUUCCAAAAGCUCCCAAAGAAAAAUCUAAAUCUCCGGAGAAGAAAGUUAAACAAGGAUUCCUCGCUAGCAUUGGUCAGAAGUUUGAAAAAUUCCGAGAAUCAAGCAAAAUGACGAAAGAGAAGAAAGCAACUAUUCCCGAAGGCAAGGCUGUAGAUAAAGUGGUAGAACCAACAGCCAGAGAAGAUAAUGACAGAGCAACGGAUACUCUGAAGAAGGAGAAGAAGAAGAGCCGCAGUGUGACAAAUGCGGCAGCAUUGCCGGACGAUGCACCAGUGAGUGAAGAGAAGAAUACCCGAAAGUCCAGAAUAGACAAGGUCAUCAGGAAUCUACGAGAAAUGUCCGUUCCGCGAUCGUCAGGACUGACCGAGUCCAACCUUAUAAAGCGAGCCGUUAGCGUUGAAGAAAUGCCUGGAACAUUCAACAAGUGUAGCGUUAACAAGGUACUAGGAUUUUUUAAGAAGAUUGAAAAAGACACCAAAAAUAAUCGAGUUCUCAAUACAAAGUCAUCUAGUCACAUCAGCACGAUGGAUACCACCGAAACCCUGAGCGCGUUGGAAACAGCCAUUGCGCAGAGGGAUAGUCAAAUGGCACCAGCGGAGGAACAAGGAAAGGAAAGGCCCAAGUCUGGAAGUUUCGUUAGCAAAAUUCGCAAACCAUACGCAGGGGCACGAAGCGAUACUGUGCUCACCAUGACGGAGCAAGAGUGUAAGUCCAAUGGUACGGUACCGGAGAAACAAAACGGUGGCCACCAAACCCACAUCCCGGUUAAGUAUAGUUGUCCAGACUGUAACAAAGAAGAUACUAACAAAGAUGUAUCGAAAAGGCAUUCCUCCGCUUUGACUGAUGCGAAGAACCACUCGCAGGACGAGAAAGAACGCGUCAGGAACAGCCGCCGAGCGCUGACCCUGGACUUGAGCAAGCUCGGCGAAAGCCGCCAUGUUCAAAGCAAUAACAACAACUACAGCUAUCCACCCCCAUUACCCAGUGAAAUAAUGCAAAACAGCAAUCACGUGCCCACCACAAACAACAACAACACUAUGAAUAUGAACAUGCUUACACCAUCAUACGACAGCAUCACCAAUUACUCUUCGGGAUCGAGAAGUAGUCCUUACGACGAUUGCAACUCCUCCAGUACAUUCAUGUCUCCAUCAGAAGAACACGAACUCUACUUUGACAACUGGUCGAUCUGCUCGGAUGACCACAACAACAUGCUUAGCGCUUCGCCAUCUGUGUCGCGACUGUCGAGGCUAACCUAUGUGAACUCUGUCUCUCCGGUAGAUAACGAUUCCGAAAGCGUAAUUGAACGGAUUCGUCGGAAAAGUUUCUACACCCGUUUCAAUGAGCAAAAGCCUCGGAGAGUAAGCACUAUCCUAGCGCCGAGCAGCUCCAAGGAGUACUACCGCGAUCAGUCUCUUUCCAGAGGUGGCCCUUCGUCCACUCGUUUGAAGGAGUAUGGUAAGUCUUCAUCGUCGUCGGUGGCGAGCGCUCUGACUAGUGUCGAUCGCUCCAAACACAGCUACGACUACUAUCGCUCACUUACCAGGACGCCGAGUUCCUCCAGGAACAAGUACGCGGAUUCAACCGACGAGUAUUCCAAAUCUUCGUUAAACAAUAGUGACUACUAUCAUCAUCAUCACCACCAUCACCACUACCAUCUUCCUUUGUCUAACUCGUCACGGAAACUCAAUUUCUCCAGUAACGAUUCUUCCGAUAACCUAAACUAUAACACUGUCGGCAAGUCCUCAUUAAGAAGUACAUACUACGAAACCUCGUCACCACCGUACUACGCCACAUACAAUCCUCGGCGACGAUCCUCGUUUACCAGCAAUAGCACAACAGCUAAUCUAACCUCGUCCUCUUCAUCGAUAGCAUUAGACACUGCCAACACAGGAAGAGACACGCGUGACACUGUGCCAAAGAAUACAGCGACAGCGACGGCGACGGCGACGGCUGCAACAGCUACUGGGCAUCCCUGUGGAACAGCAACAAACUCCUCGUCUUCUACCACGAUUUCCGCGUCGGAAGGCUUGCCUAGCCAGGGCAGUAGUUCGCGGAAGCUGCGACCGUACGACAACCGGAGCAUUUCGAUGUUGAAUUCCACCUCCCUCAAAGAGUCGCGAUAUGGCGGUUACGACAGCGCGGGGAUCAUCAGUGAAACCCGGUUCAGCCCUGUCCGAUCCGUUUUAUACAGGGACCACUUCCUUUGUUUGAAGCUCAAGACCAGUUAACCGCACCGAUUGCCUAUUCCCCAUCCUCAAUUCGACGGCCUUAUCACAGCCUAACGACAAGGUAUCGCUCCUCCGAUAACGCAACCUAGGUAUUUGCUUUAGUCGCAAAUGGUCGUCUCAGAAACUCGUCAAUACCUCGGAACCCCACCAACGUAUGAUCGUCAGUGAACAAUGACUGCGAUAUUUACUACGAUUUCUAGCGGUUGGCCGUUUGAGGCCCGAUUGAGAAGCAAU
Messenger RNA from Aedes albopictus (Asian tiger mosquito), 10181 nucleotides. RefSeq names its product platelet binding protein GspB (gene Nuak1). The record is from RefSeq and is a predicted model, not a curated record. Gene Ontology annotation, biological process: protein phosphorylation; signal transduction. Lineage: Eukaryota; Metazoa; Arthropoda; Insecta; Diptera; Culicidae. The coding region runs from base 1569 to 9947 and encodes 2792 amino acids. The transcript has 15 exons. Gene Ontology annotation, molecular function: ATP binding; protein serine/threonine kinase activity.